AAGAUGCGGCUCUGGGGAGCAGGACACAGGCUGCGCUGGACCCAGCGAGGCGGGGACGGGAGCGCGGGGAGCGGGACGGCGCGAUUCCUCCUCGUCUUCAGCUGCCUGGUGCUGUCAGUCUUCUCCACCAUCCACGAGCACCAGAAAUUGGCCAACCAGUGCCUCUUCAUCCUGGAGUUUGUCAUGAUCGUGGUGUUCGGCAUGGAGUACAUCAUCCGCGUCUGGGCUGCCGGCUGCUGCUGCCGCUACCGGGGCUGGCGGGGACGCUUCCGCUUUGCCAGGAAACCCUUCUGCGUGAUAGAUUUUAUCGUCUUCAUCGCCUCGGUGGCCGUCAUCGCCGCGGGCACCCAGGGCAACAUCUUCGCCACCUCGGCGCUGCGCAGCAUGCGCUUCCUGCAGAUCCUGCGCAUGGUGCGCAUGGACCGGCGCGGCGGCACCUGGAAGCUGCUGGGCUCCGUCGUGUACGCCCACAGCAAGGAGCUCAUCACCGCCUGGUACAUCGGCUUCCUGGUGCUCAUCUUCUCCUCCUUCCUGGUCUACCUGGCUGAGAAGGAUGCCAACAUCCAGUUCGCCACCUACGCUGAUUCCCUGUGGUGGGGCACGGUCACCCUCACCACCAUCGGCUACGGGGACAAGACGCCGCAGACGUGGCUGGGGCGGAUGCUGGCGGCCGGCUUCGCCCUGCUCGGCAUCUCCUUCUUCGCCCUGCCCGCCGGGAUCCUGGGCUCUGGCUUUGCCCUCAAAGUGCAGGAGCAGCAUCGGCAGAAGCACUUUGAGAAGAGACGGACUCCGGCGGCAAACCUGAUCCAGGCUGCCUGGCGCCUGUACUCCACGGACGCCAGCCGGGCGUACCUGACAGCCACCUGGUGCUACUAUGACAGCCUCCUGCCUUCCAUCAGAGAGCUGGUCCUAAUGUUUGAGCAUUUGCACCGAGUCCGCAACGGAGGAUUUAGGAAUUCAGAGGUGAAAAAAUUGCCCGAUGGAGCCCCACCACCUUAUCACUCCUUCACCCCUGGCCAGAAAAGCAUCAGCCCCACCCUGUGUUCAGGGGAAAGCAACAAGAUGGGCAUCAAGGAAAGGAUCCGGCUGAGCACCCCACAGCGGCAGGGCAGCCGUGGCAGGCAGCCCCUGGGGCCCCCCCUGCACCGCUCCCCCAGCACCGAGGACCUCCCCGAGGCCUCCAGCCCCACCAAGGUGCAGAAGAGCUGGAGCUUCAAUGACCGGACCCGCUUCCGUGCAUCCCUGAGGCUCAAGCCACGGACUCCAGUGGAGGCUGACUGCCCACCAGAGGACAGCGGUGAGGAGAAGAGCUCCCACUGUGACCUGACCUUUGAGGACAUCAUGCCAGCAGUGAAGACCCUCAUUCGGGCUGUCAGGAUCCUGAAGUUUCUGGUGGCCAAGAGGAAGUUCAAGGAGACCUUGCGUCCCUAUGAUGUCAAGGACGUCAUCGAGCAGUACUCGGCUGGUCACCUGGACAUGCUGGGCAGGAUCAAGAGCCUGCAGAUGCGUGUGGACCAGAUCGUGGGCAGGGGAGCCCUCACCACGGACAAGAAGAUGCGGGAGAAGGGGGAGAAGCUGGCACUGGAGACGGAGCUGGUGGACGAGCUCAGCAUGAUGGGGCGUGUGGUCAAAGUGGAGAGGCAGGUGCAGUCCAUUGAGCACAAGCUGGACCUGCUGCUUGGCCUCUACUCCCAGUGCCUCCGCAAGGGCUCCAUCAACUCCUUCAGCCUGGCCACAGUGAAGGUGCCGCCCUGCGAGCCCGACAUCACCUCUGACUACCACAGCCCCGUGGACCACGAGGACAUCUCGGUCUCUGCCCAGACCCUGAACAUCUCCAGGUCGGCCAGCACCAACAUGGACUGAGCGGGGAGGCAGCGGGACGGAUCCUGCCAGCGUGCAGCCGGUGGGAUGGGAUGCUGGGAUGUGGGAGCAGUGUGGCAUCACCCGGCCCCGUCUGGCCGUGUCCCUCACCAUGUUACUUGAACCAAGUCUUCCUCUGUGGGGGCACAGAUGCAGUGGGGUGGGAUGGGAGCCUGUGGUACUGCAGAAUGGCCACACCACAUGCCUGGGAUGCUCCUGCCCUUCCCAGGAGGUGAGACCCCCUCAGCUUCUGGGGUCUUGAGUGCUCCCCAGUCAUGGCAGGGAUGCUCUAGGCUGGCCCCAUCCCCUGGAGUUUGGUACCCCCAGCCCUCAGGACAUGUCCAGCUCCCCAGCAGGGUCCUGCCUGGUCCCCUAGCCGGGGUCACCACCAGCUAUGCAAGGCUCCAUCUCCCCUCUGCUGCUGGGGCAUGACCUGGUGAGGUUUUACCUGCAUCUCUCUGGGUCCCAGCAGCAGUAGUGCAACCCUGGGCAGUGGAGUGGGGGGGUUUGUUCCCCCUCACCCUCCUCUGCCUGGGUUGCUUUCCUGCUCACAGGGCUGCAGUGCUGCAGCCAUGGCUGCACCUCUAGAAGCACAGCAGAGCCUUCUGCCUGCCCGUGCAUGCUCCCGGGCAAUAUAUAUAGGAGAUAUAUCUAUAUAUAUUUAUGCAAUAAUGUCUUAAUAUGCAACACCCUCGGGAAGAGCAACCCGUGGGGACACAGGCAAUAAGCAAACCCCCCUAACAGCACACAGGGCUGGAUCCUGCUGCCCAGGGGGGCCACCUGGGUGGCCCAGGAGCUCAGGGCUGGGUGACAAAUCUUUGUCUGACAGUGGCCUGGGGGCUGCAGAGGACAGAGGGAUGCAGGCACAGGAAAUAGGGAUAAUCCCCAAAGAGCACCCCUCCCUCUCAUGUUCCAGCCCCUGCUCUUGCUUAGAGGGUUCCUUCCUGGCUGGGUCCUGCGGUGCUUGGUUUGUCCCUCCCUGUGUCCCUGUCCCCUGGGGAGCAUGGGCUAGGCCUGUGGGGUGACUGCCUGGUGGGGACAGAGUGGUGUUGGCCAUGUUGCCUUGCAUGUGCUUGUGCCAGGGCCACAGCAGCUCCUGUGCUGCCCCCCACUCCCCUUUGCUGCCC
Apus apus (common swift) is the source of this 2987-nucleotide messenger RNA. It is a transcript of the gene KCNQ4, whose product is annotated as potassium voltage-gated channel subfamily Q member 4. Gene Ontology annotation, molecular function: voltage-gated potassium channel activity. The transcript has 14 exons. The coding region runs from base 4 to 1863 and encodes 619 amino acids. Gene Ontology annotation, cellular component: membrane. The record is from RefSeq and is a predicted model, not a curated record. Gene Ontology annotation, biological process: transmembrane transport; potassium ion transport. NCBI's taxonomy places the organism in Eukaryota, Metazoa, Chordata, Aves, Apodiformes, Apodidae.